Molecule: messenger RNA, 703 nt
Organism: Arachis duranensis
Lineage: Eukaryota; Viridiplantae; Streptophyta; Magnoliopsida; Fabales; Fabaceae
Product: heavy metal-associated isoprenylated plant protein 22
Exons: 1
Coding region: 76-519 (147 amino acids)
Molecular function (GO): metal ion binding
Source: RefSeq, a predicted model, not a curated record
AGAGCAUUUCCCAUAGCUUGUGGAAAACAAUAACACACACAAUAACUCAAGUCUUGUGUUGUUGAAGAAAUAAAAAUGGGUGCUCUUGAUUUCCUUUCAGAAUACUUCUCAGUGUCGAGGACCCCAAGAAAGAAACGGAAGCCAAUGCAGACGGUGGAAAUAAAGGUGAAGAUGGACUGUGAUGGGUGUGAGAGGAGAGUAAGAAACUCAGUUGCAAACAUGAAAGGAGUGAAACAAGUGGAGGUGAAUAGGAAACAGAGCAAGGUAACAGUGACAGGGUAUGUGGAUAGAAACAGAGUUCUGAAGAAAGUGCAGAGCACAGGGAAGAGAGCAGAGUUCUGGCCUUACAUUCAAUAUAACUUGGUUGCAUACCCUUUUGUUGCUCAAGCUUAUGACAAGAAGGCUCCUUCUGGUUAUGUCAAGAACACUGAUCUCGCCCUCCCUAACCCCAAUGCUCCCCAUGAGAAGCUUGCUACUCUCUUCAGUGAUGAUAAUCCUAAUUCCUGUUCCAUCAUGUAAUCUCUUCUUAAUUAUCCAUGCUUCCUUAUUAUUAGUAGUAACCACUCUAAUAUAAUCUCAUCAUUUUCUUAGUUACUACUACACUAGUACUACUUCUAUCUUUGUUGGAUACUUUAAUCAUCUUUAUGUCGUGAUUUUCAUGUGAAGACAUCAUUAUUAUAAUAUCCAUCUUUAUAUAUAUGUA